Messenger RNA from Emiliania huxleyi CCMP1516, 3084 nucleotides. RefSeq lists its product as hypothetical. The coding region runs from base 26 to 2089 and encodes 687 amino acids. The record is from RefSeq and is a predicted model, not a curated record. Gene Ontology annotation, molecular function: transmembrane transporter activity. Gene Ontology annotation, cellular component: membrane. Lineage: Eukaryota; Haptophyta; Isochrysidales; Noelaerhabdaceae. The transcript is spliced from 7 exons. Gene Ontology annotation, biological process: transmembrane transport.
UGAUCGAUCGCAAAGCCGCAUAGAAAUGGCAGACUCUGCGCAGAGCUUCAUCUUUAUUGGCCUCGCCACGCUCAACAUCGUCAUAUCCCUCGACGGCGGCGGCGUGCCUGCGGCGCUCACAAAUAUCCAGCUCAGGUUCGGGCUGCAGGCGUGGCAGCUCGGGCUGCUCGGCUCGCUGGUUUACGUCGGGCAGGCGACAGGAUGCCUGCUCGGCGGCCCGCUCCUCAAGCGCUUUUCUCCCACGCGCGUGUGCCGCGUGAUGGUCUGCCUCAACACGGCGAUGACGGCGAUGUUUGCGAGCAGUCAGAAUUCUGCCUGGCUGCUGAGCACGCGCUUCUUCAUCGGGCUGCUGCAGGCUCCCACGUCGGUGUAUUUCCCCGUCUGGGUCGACGAGUACGCCCCGCCGGAGCGGCGCACCCGCUGGAUGGCCCUCAUCCAGGGAGGGACGCCGCUCGGCAUCAUGCUCGGCUACGCCAUCUCGGGCGUCAUGACCCUCGACAAGGAGCUCGGGGACGGGUGCCAUGCCGGGUACAUCGAGCACGCAGGCAGCUGCCUCAGCACUGAGGGCUGGCGAGUCCCCUUCUACGUCCAGUCGGCUGUGCUCGUCUGCUUCACCAUCGCCGGCUUCUUCCUCCCCCAAAAGUCCUUUGACCUUCCCGACACGGUUGACGCCGGGCUGCGGCAGGCGCAACGCCAGUCGCGCUUCUCGCAGCAGCCACCGCCUUCGUUGCGGGAGGACGCCUCGCACGCCGCAGAGGCGUACGACGAGACGCCGCCGAUGAUCAAGCCGCCGCAGGUCGCGCGCAAGCCCACCAACCUCGACAUCGCGCUCGAGAAGAUCUCGUCGCGCAUCACGAGCCACAGCGUGCUCGGCCGCGAGCGGCUCGACUCGGGCAUGCUCGUCGUCGAGGCGGCGCGCGAGGUCUUCUCCCUCAGCCGGCGGGCGAGCGCGCCGGUGAUGGCCGCCACGGGCUCGAUUGCCGCCACGUCGCCCGUGGAGACGCCGGUCGGUUCGCCGAGCAAGGGAAGCAGCGGCGGGCUGACGACGAGCGGGCCUGCGACGGGCUGGACGCGCCUCGCGCAGGCGUCCACGCGGUCCGGCUGCCUGAGCUCGCUGUCGGGCGGCUCGGGCGGCUCGGACGGCAGCGAGAAGUCGGCCGGCGCGGUUGGCGUGGCUGACGCUGGCGGGCAGGCGGGAGGAGACGCGCCCAACGACGAGGAGGAGGGGAUUGGGGUGGCGGCGGACGCGCCGCUGUCACACAAGCCGACGAGCGUGCGGCGGGCGGUGCGCCACUUGCUGUCGAGCCGCGUGUUUGUGUCGACCGUGUUUGCAAACUGCGCGCUCUUCUUCGUGGUGACGGGGAUCCAGUUCUGGGUCACCCCGUACCUGACCGACUACCUCGGCGCGAAGAAGCUCACCGUCGUCUUCAUCUUCGCCAUCACCUCCAUCACGGCGCCAAUCAUCGGGCUCGCCGUCGGAGGGACAGUCAACGACCGGCUCGGAGGCUACCAGGGCAAGCGCGGGGUGGCCCGCACGCUCAAGGUGGAUGCGUGCUUUGGCUGCCUCGCCGCCAUCGCCGCCAUCUCCGCGGCGGCGGUGCCGUCAGGCAAGGCCAAGGUAUUGGGGUACGAGAGCUUCCCGCUGGGCUUCGACGCAAACUGCUGGGCCGUCGUCGCGCUCCUCUGGAUCACCCUCUUCUUCGGCGGCUGCAUCGUCCCGUCCACCUCGGGUGUCCUGAUGGAGACGGCACCGCCCGACGCGCGGCCGGUCGCGUCGGCGCUCGGGAUGUUCUCCUACCAGCUCUUCGGCUACGCGCUCUCGCCGCAGGUCAGCUCGCUGGUGAUGCAGAUCGUGGGCUCGUCCAGCGAGGAGGAGGCGGAGCAGGGAGUGCUCUCGCCGACCCAGCUGCGCGUCGGCUUCUACACCGUCAUGUCGUGGGGGUCGAUUGGCUUCGUCUUCCUCACGAUCGCCUCCUGCUUCGCCGCCCGCAACCUCCGGCGCGAGAUCGCCGCCGCCAGAGAAGACCCCGUGGUGAGCAUAGAGGCCAGCCAGAGGGCGUCACUGGUGAGCGAGCAGGCCAGUCUUUGAGCGUGUGCCGCCAGCACGCAGCAGUGCCGCCGUGAUGCUUCUGCGCCGCCCUCGUUGACUUGGACGUUUGCGUUGGUUUUGCGAGCCUACUUGCGGCAGCCCGAGCGCCGAGGUGCAUGUGGGAGCGCGAGCAGCACGCCCGCGGGGGCCACUCCCCCCAGUCGAGUGGAUUGGACACGAUUGAUGAUGUGCCAUAUCGCGCCGCGGGGGCUGUAACCAAGUAAAUUGCUCGCACAUAAACCGAACGCCGCCGCUCGAGUGUAUGUGACUUGUGACAUAAUUCACGGUUCGGAUAUGUGAUCGCGGUGAGACACACAUGCCACAUAAGAUAUACUUGGCACUUGCGAUUGUGUGCAUGCCGCAUCGCAUCGCUGCAUGCUAGCUAGGAUGCUGGGGCAACUCCGGUAAACCCCAGCCAAGCGCCCGCUCUCUCAGCUCGCGUUGCUCUCGCCGCGGAGCCGCUCGACCAGCCAAGCGACCGCAGACUGCUGCGCGUGUGCAUUCCCCUCCAGCGAAGCGAUGGCGUGGCCCUCGCCGGGGAACUCGAGCGCCGUCACGUCCGCCGGCGCCCCUUUGCGCUGACGGACCUGCUGGAGAGCGCUCACCCAGCUGCGGCCCUGCUUGUGCGGCACGCGCUGGUCUGCUGCGCCGAGCAGCAUGAGGGCCGGCGCCUCCACCCUGUCGAUCACGCUCAGCGGCGACCGCCUGUGCAGCUCGAGCAGAUCCUCCGCGCCGACUGGCCACGUCGCGUCUGCGCCCGCCGCGUCGCCCUGCAGCCCCUCGGCGCUCACCCACUCCGGGAUGUCUGUCGUCCCGAGCAUGGCGGGCAAGUCGACAACCUGCGGUGGGAACACACAAGGGUCGGGGGCGGGAGUACGGCCUCGUGCGGUGUACUCGUAGGGCCGUGUGAGUCGAGGGAUACGAAUACAACGAGCACGGCUGGAUACUGUCGAAUGUAGAUGACUGCGUGUCCUGCAAGAGUACGCAUUCAGCUU